This is a messenger RNA of Vicia villosa (hairy vetch), 1123 nucleotides long. RefSeq names its product riboflavin synthase-like. The transcript has a single exon. Gene Ontology annotation, molecular function: riboflavin synthase activity. Bases 123 to 956 code for a protein of 277 amino acids. The record is from RefSeq and is a predicted model, not a curated record. Gene Ontology annotation, biological process: riboflavin biosynthetic process. Lineage: Eukaryota; Viridiplantae; Streptophyta; Magnoliopsida; Fabales; Fabaceae.
GCGUUGUCUUCGUAAAACACAAAAAAACCAACGUAAUGAAUAUGGAUUCUACUAUCCUAGUAUUCCCAAACAUGAACUGACAGUUCCUAGCUUCAAACAGUGAGAAAAAAAACCCAACUGAAAUGGCUGCUUCUUCAUUUUUGGUUACCUUAACCACCAAAAUCCCCAAAAUCACUUCUUCAACCCACCACAAAUCCCAUAAUUCCCAAAUCACCAAUCUCCGAUUCAAACCUUCUCCUAUUCGCACCCUCCUCCAUUCCACACGCAAACCAAUCAACCUCCGCACCAACGCCAUCUCAGUCCAAUGCCUCUUCACCGGCCUCGUCGAAGAAAUCGGCACCGUCAAACAAAUCGGAGCAUCCCCUGACGGCGGCUUCGACUUAAAAGUCAACGCAAAGACCGUCCUCGACGGCGUCAAUCUCGGCGACAGCAUCGCCGUCAACGGCACAUGCCUCACCGUAACACAAUUCGACACAGAAACUUCCGAUUUCACCGUCGGUCUCGCCCCGGAGACGCUCCGAAAAACAUCCCUCUCCGAAUUAGAGACCGGAUCACCCGUGAACCUCGAGAGAGCGGUGACUCCGGUGACUCGAAUGGGGGGACAUUUCGUGCAGGGUCACGUGGAUGGCACGGGGGAGAUUGUGUCUAUGGUUCCUGAAGGGGAUUCGCUGUGGGUGAAAGUUAGGGUUGAGAAGGAAUUGCUGAAGUAUAUUGUGCCGAAAGGGUUUAUUGCUGUGGAUGGGACUAGUUUGACUGUGGUGGAUGUUUUUGAUGAUGAGGUUUGUUUUAAUUUCAUGCUGGUGGCUUAUACUCAGGAGAAGAUUGUUGUUCCGAUGAAGAAGGUUGGGCAGAAGGUGAACCUUGAGGUUGAUAUUCUUGGCAAGUAUGUGGAGAGGUUGCUCAGUAGCGGGUUUGUUUCGUCGAUUGCAACAAAGGUUGAUGCUCUUAAACUAUGAUUAUCUUUGGAUUAACUUAUUUAAACUUAUCUGUGUAAUAGAAACCGCGAAUUAAACUAGAAUUGGAGGUUCUCAUUGUAUGAUUACGUUUUAUGUCUGUUACCUCAUUUUGUAUUUUUUAAUGAUUAGAAGUGGCACAACAUUAAUAAAAUCUGAAGUUUCUUCUU